Messenger RNA from Lepus europaeus (European hare), 891 nucleotides. Its product is annotated as leucine-rich repeat-containing protein 37A3-like. The record is from RefSeq and is a predicted model, not a curated record. The transcript is spliced from 4 exons. Lineage: Eukaryota; Metazoa; Chordata; Mammalia; Lagomorpha; Leporidae. The coding region runs from base 1 to 891 and encodes 296 amino acids.
AUGAAGAUAUUGCAAACCCGGAAGAACAACACCAGCAAGGAGCUGACUAUUGAGCCAGAGAACCCAGUAUCAGAGAGAAACAGCGUGGACUUCCCAAGCCACAUGAGUGAACAGCCGGACUUCAACGAUGAAAGUGACGUUAUUAGUGCACUGAAUUAUCUAUUGCCUUAUUUCUCAGACGAAAAUCUACAAAAUGGGGAACAGUUUGAAAUUCAGCUGAAUCAGCAGCUACGGCCCCUCAUCCCCAACACUGACAUGAGAAGGCUCAUUUCUCACGUCAUCCGCACUCUGAAAAUGGACUGCUCUGAGGCCCAGGUGCAACUGCCCUGUGCCAAACUCAUCUCCAAAACAGGUAUCCUGAUGAAGCUCCUCAGUGAGCAGCAGGAAGAAAAGAUAGCCAAGGAAGAAUGGGAUACAGAGCAGUGGAGGACUGAGACCUAUAUCAAUGAGAGUACAGAAGCCCCAAGGGGACAGAAAGAGCAGGAGUUGAGUAAGCUCACAAAAGGAGCUCAAGAACACGGCUAUCACAACAAGCUCAUCGUGGCAAUAUAUGUGACGGCAGUGGUCACGAUGCUGGUUAUCAUCUUCUGUCUCAUUGAGAAUGAGGACGUUGCCAGAGGCAGAAGACUACCCAUCAGACUGUUUUGCCUGAUUCCAGCAAAUCUGGUCCUCAGCCAUGGCUGGGGAGACAGGACCAGCAUGAAGACAUGUGUUGUCAGGGGUCCUUCUGAGACACAGCAGCUAGGGAGGGGCUUUGGCUGUGCUGUUCCUGCUGCUGGUGGGCAUCUGGCCAGUCCAGAGGCCUUCCCAGAGGCUCAGAAGAAGGGCUAUGGAAAGUCAUAUCACACAGGGGGAAGGGGGACCGUCGCCCUCAAGGCUGCUAGAGAGUAA